UUUUUUUCUUAUUGGUUUUUUUACACCAGUAUAAUUUUUUCCCUACUCAUAAAAUCAUUGUUCUGAGGCGCGCGUUGCAGUAAUUUUUUUUCAUCUUGUAAUUCUUGCCCUCCAGAUUUCGGUGCAUUCAUUUCGUUACUUAUUACAAGUUGUAAAUUUCAUUAAAUUAUCAUGGUUUUAACAAAAGAAUAUCGCAUUUGUAUGCCUUUGUCUUGCGAGGAGUACCAAGUAGGGCAAUUGUAUAUGAUUGCUCGCCAUAGUUUGGAACAGUCCGGUGACGGCGAGGGUGUUGAAAUUGUUACCAAUGAACCCUGUGAAGAUCCAGAACAUGGUAAAGGUCAGUUUACCGAAAAAAGGAUACAUUUGUCAAGCCGUUUGCCAUAUUGGAUACAAGCCAUAUGUCCACGUGUAUUUUACGUCACCGAAAAAUCAUGGAAUUUCUUUCCCUUCACCAAAACAGAAUACACAUGUUCCUUUGUACCUAAAUUAAAUGUUUCCAUAAAAACAAAAUAUGAAGACAAUAAUGGAAAUUCAGAAAAUUGUUUAAAUUUAACUGAGGAACAGUUAAAGCAACGUAUAGUAGAUAAUAUUGAUAUAGCCUUUGAUGAAUUGCCCAAUAAUAAACAUUAUAAAAAGGAAGAAGAUCCCAAAUUUUUCAAAUCAGAAAAAACAAAUCGCGGUCUUUUGGUGGAGGGUUGGCGUGAUUGUGACAAACCUAUAAUGUGUUCCUAUAAACUGGUGGAUGCUUCCUUUGAAGUCUGGGGCCUGCAAACCAAAGUAGAGGACUUUAUCCAACGCUCUAUAAGAGAUGUGUUAUUAUUGGGCCACCGUCAAGCCUUUACCUGGAUCGAUGAAUGGUAUGGCAUGACCUUGGAAGAUGUACGUGAAUAUGAACGUAAAAUACAAGAAGAAACUAAUAGAAAAUUAAAUCAAGCCAAUGGCAAUAACGAAGAAAACAAUCAAGACCCAGAAAAAGAUCUUAAUGAAGAAGAAAAUCAAGAGAAAAAAGACAAAGUAAAUGAUAUUGAUAACAUAGAUUAGAUAGUUUAAUGUGUGUGUCUCUUACAAAAAAAUAAUGCCCAAAGAUUGCUUGCUAAAAGUUGUGCUACAAAAACAAACACCUUAUCAAUUAAAACGAACCACUAAAAGAGUCCA
Molecule: messenger RNA, 1155 nt
Organism: Lucilia sericata (common green bottle fly)
Lineage: Eukaryota; Metazoa; Arthropoda; Insecta; Diptera; Calliphoridae
Gene: rdgBbeta
Product: cytoplasmic phosphatidylinositol transfer protein 1
Exons: 7
Coding region: 172-1041 (289 amino acids)
Biological process (GO): phospholipid transport
Cellular component (GO): cytoplasm
Molecular function (GO): phosphatidylinositol transfer activity; phosphatidylinositol binding
Source: RefSeq, a predicted model, not a curated record